Molecule: messenger RNA, 1041 nt
Organism: Pecten maximus
Lineage: Eukaryota; Metazoa; Mollusca; Bivalvia; Pectinida; Pectinidae
Product: histone-lysine N-methyltransferase, H3 lysine-79 specific-like
Exons: 5
Source: RefSeq, a predicted model, not a curated record
GAAGUCAUCGCAACGUGCUCCCCGAAUAAACGUCAACAUGGAACUCGAAGUUGACGAAGCAUCAAAAUCACUAGUAGCGUCAUGGUUCUCGGACGAAAGCGUCGACUCAGAGCCUGAAGACAUUCCAUCAAAAGCGAAGAAGAACAGGAAAAAGGCUAAAGAUGAAAAAACAAGAUCUCCAACUGUAAAAGAGAAAAUCAGCAAUGGAAUUAAGCAAUCUUCACCAUCCAAAGGAUCACAAUCUACAAAGAACAUCAGCAGUGUGUCAUCAUUUGUGGAGGAAAAACUGAAGAAAAAACUGAAAAAGUCUCAACACAUUAAAGAUGAUGAGAACAAAGAAACUGAGAAGAAAUUCACAGGUAUGAAGAAGAAGAUGUCUACAGGUGAUAGUAGUGAUGAUGAGGAGAGUAAAUCAGCAUUGGUGGCUAAGAAGUCCCCCAACCAGACUCCAAUACAGGCACACACAGUGGAGAGUCUUCAACAAAAACUACAGGACAACACUUUGUCAAAUACUGCCAAGAAAAAAUUGAAGAAAAAACUCAACACACUUUUAAGCAAUGAAAAAGAAGGUAGUAAAUCUACUGAAAAGCAAACCGAAAAACACAAGAGUGAAACAAAUGUUACCAAGAAAAAUAAAGAAAAAGCAGAGAAGGGUAAAACUGAGGCCAAGCUUGUGAAUGGAACAGGCAACAAAGGAAAUGUCAAGAGUGAUAUCAGAGGGGACAAUGAGGGGAAGAAAGCUAAAACAGAAAAGAAACUGAAGGAAAAACAGAAGAAACAACCUAAAUCAGAUAAAACUAUUGAAUCAGUGGAAACUCCUAAGUCUAAAAAGAGACAGAAGGAAGAAAGUUCCUCUGAUGAGUCUGAUGAUGAUAAUCAAGUGGUAAAAAAGAAACCAAAGGUCAAAAGGUCAGAAAAUUCUGGAACUCCAGACCGUUCCAGACACAGCAUAGCAACUUUAGAACAGAAACUUAACGUCACCACUUCAAAGGUGGCCCGUAAAAACAUCAGGAAGAAGAUCUCAGAAUUGAAAGCAAGACA